Molecule: messenger RNA, 1222 nt
Organism: Lolium perenne
Lineage: Eukaryota; Viridiplantae; Streptophyta; Magnoliopsida; Poales; Poaceae
Biological process (GO): alanyl-tRNA aminoacylation
Molecular function (GO): ATP binding; alanine-tRNA ligase activity; nucleic acid binding
Source: RefSeq, a predicted model, not a curated record
CUACCACUCUGCGGAUUGGCAGCCCAGCCCACAAGCUCUGCGCGUCACUACCGCGCCACCUCCCGCUCACCACCGGCGGCGACCACCUUCUCCGCGACAUGGCGGCGGCUCCGUUGAAGGCCGCUAGCCCCACCAGGCUGGCCUACUUCGACGACAUGUGGGCGCUCAGGUCCCCCGCGACCGUCCUCUCGCUGCACCAGGAGGAGGGUGGCCGGCGGGCGGUGGUGCUAGACGCCACCAUCUUCCACCCGCAAGGCGGCGGCCAGCCGGCCGACACCGGGGUCAUCUCCGCCGCCACCGGCGCCCCGAGGUUCCUCGUCGAGGAUGUGCGCGUCAAGGACGGGGUGGUUUUCCACUAUGGGCGAUUCGAGGAUGCUGCUGGAGACGGGUGCGGACCAGAGCUCGACAAAGGGCAGAGCGUUACCUUAGAAAUCGACGCCGGCCGGCGCAGUCUGAACUCAAGGCUUCACUCUGCAGGUCAUUUGCUGGACAGUUGCAUGACCAAUCUUGGCUUUCAUUUCGAACCUGGGAAGGGAUACCAUUUCCCUGAUGGACCUUCCGUUGAGUAUAAAGGAGUUAUUCCACCAGAUCAAUUGCAGGAUAAGAAAACUCAGUUAGAGAAACAGGCAAAUGAACUGAUUUCAAAAGGAGCCAAGGUUUUAGUCUCUGUUUUUCCUUAUGAGGAGGCAGCUAAACUAUGUGGAGGCGCUCUGCCUGGCUACAUUUCACAAGAUAGCACUCCCCGCAUUGUGAAAUUUGGUGAGUAUCCUGGUUGUCCUUGUGGAGGCACUCAUGUAGCCGAUGUUGCAGACAUUGGCAACCUAAAGGUCACGAGUAUCCGAGUCAAGAAAGGCGUUACUAAAGUCUCCUACAGCAUCAACCCAUAAUUUUUUCUGUACAUCUCUCGCCCGUAGAAUUCGCGAGAGAAGUGAAAGAAUAGCUAUCUAGUGGAUCAGAAGGCUGGCAUUUAGUUCUGUGUGGCCAUGCUAAAUGUCCAGAGAACAAAGUAGACAACCGCAUAUAGUAUUUGAGAAGGUACUUGUUUUAUGUUCGUCGAUUUGUUGUCUCCAUCUCCUCUUGUACCUUGGUACAGCACUGGAAAGGCCGAUGUGCAGCGUGUGUUCAGGUGUAAACCUUAGCAAGCUAUCCUGCAUCUCCUUGUUCAUUGAGAUAUAUGUACUGCCUUUUGUAUUGUGAAAUAUACCAUUAGAUAUUUGCUUCA